CACUCGCCCGUUGGGAAACAGAUCCCGUUCAAUCCCCGGAGCGAGUAUGAAGUCGAUCGGACUUGCCUUAUCUGUGCUGCUUCUUUGCUGCCUUCUGGCUGUGGUCAACGCCACGCCGGGAAAGGUGUACAUUAACGGGAAGUGCAUCGAUUGCAAUCGACCAGAUGGCGACGAUUCCAUAGUUAUUCCCGAGGAACCCAGGUCGGGAGCAACGUCCUACGCUCUCACAUCUGGAGCCAUACUAUUUGGAGCACUAUAUCAUCUUUUAAGUUAGUUCCAUGCGUAGUAUGAAUAUGAAUAA
Messenger RNA from Drosophila subobscura, 301 nucleotides. RefSeq lists its product as uncharacterized. Bases 47 to 274 code for a protein of 75 amino acids. NCBI's taxonomy places the organism in Eukaryota, Metazoa, Arthropoda, Insecta, Diptera, Drosophilidae. Gene Ontology annotation, biological process: defense response. The record is from RefSeq and is a predicted model, not a curated record. The transcript has 2 exons.